UCUGUUUUAGCUGUAACCAUGGCGUCGAUAUAUAUUUUACUAAGUAUGUUAUUCAGUGCAGUUGUUAGUGAAAGCUAUAAUUAUAGUGCAUUAGAAGUAGAUAACUUUAGUGAAUCGAAAGUGCUGUCGAGGAGAAAGCGGUUUUUGGUGUAUCCAGAAGGAAGUUCGUUGCAACUUGUGUUCUGCCUUUCGUUCCCAACGAUCUUCGACAUCGGCGACAUCUUUCAAUUCGGCUACACGGCGGCGCUGGCUUACGAGUUGCCACAGGAUCCCUACUCACCUUAUGACCAUAGGGCUGAUCCCCUCCAUCGAAGGGUUGACACGAAGAUGAUAUACUUCACUGAUGAUAAAGGAAAGGUGUUAUGGGGGAAGCAGUACCAUAGGAAGCCCCUCAUAAACCCAGCGAUGGCGAAACGAAGCCUCCGCAAAAAUGCCGACAGGAAACUGAUGCACGCCUCGCAACACAAACGGAGGUUUCUGAAAAGCAUGGACGGGCGAAGUGCAGAGUUUCACCGGACCGCCCGCGCUUCGCUUUAUCCGAAAAUCGAGACGGUGUUGCAGGCCAUUGGCAGCAGCGGAAAAGACUGUGUGCUGAGAACCUUGUGUCAUUUUGGCCAAACACAGCACGAUCCCCAAGGAUCGUUCUUAGAAGAAAUCAUGAGAGCCGUUUUUACUUUACCAAAAGGCGAGGAUUCCUUCGAUUUGGAAGAGUACGACAAAGCGCAUUCCGCAACCGAAUCCUGCGCAGAGCUGUAUCCGGACUGUGAUGAUAUCGCGACAUCAGAUCAGACUUUUUCUUCGACACUUGUAUUCUGCCUCACAACAACCGCCCUCAUCCCAAUUGCCGACAUCUUCCUGAUCGGCCAAACAGCUGCUUUCGCAUGGGCAAUGCCCACGGACCCUGCCAUCUUCCAUAUGUUCAAGGGAGAGAAGGUUGCUGAGCGCAGGAAUGACCAUCAGAAGAAUAUCUACUACUUGAACAGACAGGGGGAGGUUAUAGCCAAAGUGCCUUAUAAGAGAAAACCCAUCAACCCAGUAUUCACGAAGAGAAGCAUUGAAGUCAAAUCAACAUACAAAGAGAAGUUAAAAAAGUUAAAAAUCGAUCGAGCGAAAAUGCACGAGACUCAACUAAAGAAGAAUUAUCUAGAGAAACAUCAACUAGAUAAAAGGUCCAUAGAAUUCCACAGAAGCAGCCGGUUGAGUUUACUAGAGAAGCUAGAAACUUUCUUCAGUGCAUUACCUAAGGGUGCCUUGGAAGAAGAGUACGAUGAAGCGCACGCAGCGACCAAGGACUGCGACGCGCUGUACACGUGCGAUGACUCCUCUGACUCCAAGGAUCUUUGA
Messenger RNA from Cydia amplana, 1344 nucleotides. RefSeq lists its product as uncharacterized. NCBI's taxonomy places the organism in Eukaryota, Metazoa, Arthropoda, Insecta, Lepidoptera, Tortricidae. The record is from RefSeq and is a predicted model, not a curated record. The coding region runs from base 19 to 1344 and encodes 441 amino acids. The transcript is spliced from 8 exons.